This is a messenger RNA of Monopterus albus (swamp eel), 4057 nucleotides long. It is a transcript of the gene card9, whose product is annotated as caspase recruitment domain family, member 9. Bases 1074 to 2387 code for a protein of 437 amino acids. The record is from RefSeq and is a predicted model, not a curated record. The transcript has 11 exons. Lineage: Eukaryota; Metazoa; Chordata; Actinopteri; Synbranchiformes; Synbranchidae. Gene Ontology annotation, biological process: positive regulation of canonical NF-kappaB signal transduction; regulation of apoptotic process. Gene Ontology annotation, molecular function: CARD domain binding. Gene Ontology annotation, cellular component: cytoplasm.
GACCUCUGCUGGCUGCAGCUCGAUGAGUUCAGGAUGCUGCUCAUCAAAACCAUCGAACCUUCAAGAAUCACUCCCUACCUUCGCCAGUGUCAGGUACCGCAGCACCUUGUCCUACUGCAGCUACACCUCCCCUUCCUCCUGCAUUCACCCUCUACCUCUGUCAGGUGAUCAGUGUUGAGGAUGAGGAACAGCUCUUCAAUGACCCUACCCUCGUCAUCAGAAGGAGAAAAGUCGGUAAGAAACAUAAAGCUCAGAUCUGAUCACUGGCUUCAUGCAGGGCACAAAGCCUGAAUCAGAAACAGGUGAAGACCCAGAAUCCAGGACAGCGGGGUUUUAUGUAGACUUUUACUCACACAUCCAGCGUUGUCCUCUUGAGUGACGGCCCAGAAUCAAAUCAUGACAUCUGAAUCCCUACAGUCUGCUGGAUCUUUAACCUACUUACAGCAGGAGUGGUGUCCCCUCUCUUCCUGGUCGUGCUCUGCACUCAGGCAGCACAGCUCUGAACCAGCUGUCACUGCUUUCGAACUGGUAAAAAUCAGUUGUGGUGCAAACCCCACAUGAGCCCAGAUCUAAGUCCAGGAUAAGCCCCAGGUUUCUGGUCUGUUGGUCCCGGCUCAGUGCUGGAGGAUGUAGUUCAGUGGCCCAUUUCUCUGUCUGAGCCUUUGACAGUGUAUUUAAAAUGUCUUAUUAUGACGAUGCCAGGUCAAACCCGAGCCACUAAGGUCAGGUUGCAGUAACCUCAAAGCCAUUCAGGUCUCUGCUGACUGUUUGACCCUUGACCUUUGCUGUGACCACCAUCAUAGGAGCCCUGCUGGACAUCCUGCAGAGGACAGGGGUCAAAGGUUACACGGCCUUCCUGGAAAGUCUGGAGCUAGAUUAUCCUCAGCUGUACAGUCGGAUCACGGGGAAGGAGCCCAACAAGACCUUCAGCAUCCUCGUCGGUCUGUCCACCUGUUUACCUGGCUAUGUUAAUCUGUUUAUCUCCUUGUCUACAUGCUUACCUGCUCAUUUGAUUAAAAAUUGAUUAUAGGUUGACUGUGUGCCGAUUUCCCAUCAAUAAUCCACCUGCUAUAAUGUGUAUGUGUUCAGACACCGCAGGAGAAUCUGGUCUGACUCAGUUCUUGAUGUCAGAGCUCAGUCGCCUGCAGAGGGCACUGCAGGAUGAGAGGAGACGCCGCCAACAGGCCUGCACGGUUGCCAAGGAACAGGAGGCAUGGUCUCAGCAGCAGCAGCUGAAAGAUCAUGAGCUGAGGAAGCUCACUGAGCGUGUGCAGAAGUUUCGUGAUGAGCGGGAGCGGCUGAGUGAGGAGUUGAAGCAGCUCAGAGAUCACAACUACAGUCUGAUGGCUGACAUCAACACUCUGAGCCAGGAGAAGAGCAAAGCCCUAUUAGCCAACAAAGACCUGCAGAUAGAGGUGGAGCGCCUGAAGCAUACGGUGCUGCGAGCCGAAAGUGAGACGCAACUGCUGAGACAACUGCGGCAGAGCAGGAAUCAGGCUCCGCCCACAGACCCCUUCUUCCACCCCAACAGACUGGAGGAGCAGAAAGAGGACAAGCAGGAGGACAAGCAGGAGGAGAAACAGGAGGAGAAGCAGGAGGAGAAACAGGAGGAGAAACAGGAAGAGAAGCAGGAGGGGAGGCAGAGGGAGAGAUUAGCUCCUCAUCAGAUGAACCUCCUCGCUACAGUGUUCAGACUGAGGAGAGAACUCCACAGAGCAGAGGAGCAGAGAGCCAGGAUUCUGGAGGAGAAGGAGCAGCUGGGGAUGCGCUGCGUUCAGCUGAAGGGAGAUGCCAGGAUGUACCGCCAGCGAAACAAACAAACCCUCAAACAGCUGGAGGAGGUGAUCAGAGAGAGAGACAAGGCCCUGGCGUUGCAGGCGGAGAAGCAGGAGGAGGUGCGGCUACUGCUGCAGGAGAAGGAUCAAUAUAGGGAGCAGGUCAGGCAGCUCACAGAGCAAUCUGAUAGGCUGGAGCUCCUCCUGCUGAGGUCACAAGGGGAGGAGCUCCAGCUGAGGACACGCCUCCGCAGACUCACCUGCAACACUCACCAGGGUGAGAGGAGUGUGAGCAGUGAGGAAGAGAAGCCAACAGAGAACGCUGGGAAAGGCAGCAGUGAGGAGGUUCGCAGCGGGACGUCAGGGGAGAAUGAGGAGGUGGCAGCAUUGCAGCAGGACAGCUGUCCUCAGGGAGGCGCCACAGAGUCCAAGCAGAAGUCCGGAACUACUGCAUCAUGGGAGGAGCAGAAAGGCAGCUGUGUGUUGUCCAGAACUCGUCCAAACUUCUUGUACCGCAGGAAGCGGGCCCUCAGGUCAAAGUUCAUCUGUAAGGACUACACAGCAUGUGACCUUGACGACAGCAGUGGCAGUGACAUCACCGACUCUGACUAAACACAUCUGAGGUCACAUGAUCCGAGUUAUUUACAUUUUGUUUUCAGAGCUAUUUUCUGUUUGACCUUUUAUUCAGAGACUGAUUUUAACUCACUGUCAUCUCAGCUGAAGUCACAUGAUGUUGUGUUGCUCUCCUCCUGUCAGGUGUCAGUUUUCACCGGUGUCGUUCUAUAUCAUACGUGUUGCUAGCUAUCACUGUUUUCAGGCUGAAUUUACAGCGUACCUGCUGAGUUGUGCAGGACCACAACCUCACCAACAAGUGAUGAAAAAGGGGAAACUGAGACUGAAUCAUAGUUUUGAGAUAAGUCAAACUCUUAACAAUGUCAUGAUCCCAUUAGUCUCAGGUUUUUCUGGCUAUAUAUAAUUUUGACCAUUCAGGUUCCUGAUUUGGCUCCAUUCAGCCUGGACUGUGUCUCUGAUGGGGGUGUGGUGAUUGUACCAUCAGCUGCUCUGCUCCCCGAUUUAAACCCAGGAAGAGUUUCAGACAGCAGUGAAACCCCUCCAUGGAGUUAAAGUGGAUCUCUGAGGCUGUUUCCUUCUGUUGCAUUUUAUCAGUGUAAAGUUUGACUGUUGUGUCAAAAUAGGGGAAGUCAAAAAUGCUAACAGGAACAACAGGCCUGUUUAUGAACCAGCUGUUCUCUGACCCCUGUAUCAGUCCACAUGUAGUCACAGACUGGGCGAUGAGCUUCUCCUGUGUGCACUGUCCCCGUCGGUGUAAAUUGUCCCUGGAUCACUGGGAGCCUGAAGGAAAAAACGGCAGGAUUCUCAGGCAGCCUCUCCUCCUCUGGGUUCUCAGUGGGUUUGUUCUGGAGGGACAUUAGAGCUAAUGAGAUCCCCGGAGGUGGACGUCACACCAACGUGUGCCUCAUGUCUGUGAGUUCACAUCACAGAGUCAGGACUUUGAGGAGGACAACGACCAGUUCUGACUCUAAUUCACCUCACUCAGUGUCUUUACCUUCCCUCAGCUCUGCAGUGCCCCCCCACGGGAACACGUUAGUCUUUGUCCUGCUUUAGGUGCAGGCCUGUUACAGAGCAGAUCCUGUCAUUUCACCUGGUUUCAAACAUCCAGACGUAGGAGUUCAAUACCCACUUCCCAGUGUGAUGUUUGUCUUGUGUGAUUGAAGUUUUAGUCUCUCACUGUUGAUCAUUUAUUACUAUGAUCCUUUUCUUUGUUUGCAUGUGGAGUUUUGUGGAGCGCUCUGGCUCAUAUGGUAGAAGAAAUACUGGUGUGGACUAAAUAAAUAAAUACAUUUAGCACAUGCUUUGGGGGAAAUUUUAACUUUAGCCUUCCCUGUUAUGGAUGUGGCAUUCAGAAUUAAAUGCCGAGAAUAAUAAUUAUUAAAGUAAUUGAAGUGAAUAAAAUUGAGCAGCCAUAUCUGCCAGAUGACAGCAAUGACUAAUAACUGCUGUCAGAAAAACAAUAUGACAGGAGGGGAUGUGUUCUAAUAGAUAAUUUUUCUGAAAGAUUAAUCUAUAUUGUCAUUCAGUGAUAGGCCUGUAAAUAGCAUUACACUACUGAAUCCCUCUCCCCAACGCUUUUAUUCUUGUUUGUCUUUCAGUCACGCCUGGGGGCUCAGUAUAACCAGCUACAUGUCUGUGCUUACCUGUAUAUGAAUUACCACAGAAUAAACUCCUGUUAAAAGCCUGUUUUCUGUAGGAAACCCAUCUGU